AUAUCAGUCAUAAGAGAAGCGUUGUCGGUUGAACUAUAGAAUAUGUCGAGCACGGGUAUUGUACUAUACGGAACUGACUUCAGUCCUUGUGUUCGGGCCGUCAAGUUGACCCUGAAGGCCCUUAAUGUGGACUACGAAUACAAGGAGGUAAAUCUUCAGACGGGCGAGCACCUGAGCGAGGAGUUCCUGAAGAAGAAUCCACAGCACACGGUGCCGGUACUGGAUGACAAUGGGACAUUCCUCUGGGACUCCCAUGCCAUCGCCACCUAUUUGGUGGACAAGUACGGCAAGUCGGACGAGCUGUAUUCCAAAGAUCUGGUCAAGCGGGCGAUUAUCGAUCAGCGUCUGUACUUCGAUGCCAGCGUAAUCUUUCCGGGCCUGCACAACAUAGUGGCCCCCUUCUGGAGCAGAGGCGUAACCGAAGUGUCCCAGGAGAAACUGGACACUGUACAUCGCGGUCUGGCACUGCUGGAGACUUUCCUGGUCAGUAGUCCAUAUCUAGUGGGCGAUUCACUGACCCUGGCUGACCUGCUCACUGGACCUACGGUUACUGGUCUGCGUGCCGCCGUCGACAUCGAACCGGCCGUAUAUCCCAAGAUCACCGCUUGGCUGGAACGACUUUACCAGAUCCCAUACUACAAGGAGAUCGACGAGGCUCCGGUUCAGGCGUACAUCGCAUUGCUUCGCAGCAAGUGGACUAAGCUGGGGGAUAAGUAAGCCAUCAACUGAAGACUUAACCAACAUCAAAAACAUAAAUAAUACAAUUUAUUUAAGAUUCAUACACACUUUGUACAUUGCAAACAUUCUUUAAAUUUUAUUUGUUAUCAAUAAAACUAAAGCGUUUUGCCUUCAAACUGGA
Drosophila elegans is the source of this 859-nucleotide messenger RNA. Its product is annotated as glutathione S-transferase 1-like. Gene Ontology annotation, biological process: glutathione metabolic process. The transcript has a single exon. The record is from RefSeq and is a predicted model, not a curated record. Bases 43 to 717 code for a protein of 224 amino acids. Gene Ontology annotation, molecular function: glutathione transferase activity. NCBI's taxonomy places the organism in Eukaryota, Metazoa, Arthropoda, Insecta, Diptera, Drosophilidae.